GUCGAGGGGUCCGACACGGUGCAGAGGAAGAGGCAGAGCAGAGGAAGAGGAAAAGCCCCCGGACCAGAGGAAGAGCAGGGGGGGACGCAGAAAGGGAAAGGGCGGACUGACCGACCCCAGUGGGGAGCUGAUCCGGUUCUUGCUCCGGUGCGUCUCCAGGCGCGUCUUCAUCCUGCAGCUCCUGCAGCCGCUGCGCGCUGCGCGCUGCAUGCGCUCCAUCCCGGAGCGGCGUCGGAUAACGUCCGGGGGAUUCUGUUUUACCUUUAUCCACACACCUUUUUUUUUUUUUUUUUUUUUAAGAAAUAACGCCUCUACAGAGGAGGAUCAACUUGGAUCACGUCGGGAAAGCAGCUGAUCGGAGAUCAGAAAUCAGAAAUGCCCCUCGGUGUUUUUUUAUAGCGUUUAUUUGAAUUUGGAGGACCAAAUAAAGGCUUGCGGUGCAGAACGGACGGAAAGGGAGGAGAGCUGCAGCUGCAGAAAAAAGGAGAGACCUGCCGGUUUGGUAGUGAGGACCAGAGCCAGAGAGAAGAGGGAGAGAGGAGGAGAGACAGGGGGAUCCGAGGCGUGAAUGCCACCGGAGGAACACGCAGAAACGGGGAGGAUGGAGGAGCUUUUGCCCGGGGAGAGGAGGCGGUGAUGGAGACCAGCAGCCCCUCCAGCAGCCGCAGCAGCAGCAUGGGGAGGAUGAGAUUAGAUGGACCAGAAACUGAAGAGCUGACCCUCACAACUUGAAGGAGAUGAAACAAAGAGUAUGACCCUGUGUUUUUCGACGGGUGCCAAAGAACAGACGGGGGAGAAGCCUCCCUGACUGGAGAACUGCUGCUUGUAACAACUCUCUAAACUGAGGGGCUCUCACGCUACCCCGAACCCAUCGAGAGACACUUUCCAACCCGUCUGCAAACGUCAGAUAACCAUCAGAUUGUUGACAACCACAUGGUUGAGGGGACUGUACGCGACUGCCGCCGCCGAUUCUCGAGCAGCAGCGGCCUCCGACAACCCCGACCUCCACCAUGCAGUGGAGACGGCGGCACUGCUGCCCCAUCACCUGGACCGUCAAGCGGUCGCUCUUUCGCACCCAUGUGGCUGGAUUAUUCUUCCUCGCGCUGCUCUUCACCUUCUUCCUAUUCUUCAGCCACCAGGACAGGUUGCCUGGACGCAGUGGGCUUCGCGAAAACCCGUUGGCCUACACGGUCAGGGGUUUCCGCAGUCCCAAGGGGGAGGUCAACCAAAGCAACUCUCUGAGGAGCCUGUGGAGGGAAACAGGGUACAUAGCACCAAAGUCUCCGCUCAACCUCAGCUCUCAGCAGGUGGAGGGGGGCGGCGGGAGAGCCGGCGGGAGGCGGGGGGAAGGUGGAGGGGGAUCCAGGAUGGGCGCCAUUGGCCUUGGGGAAUCGAUGAGCACAAACAACAGUUUACAGAAGGAGAUGGAUGUAGGGGAGACUCUCAGCGCGCAGCCUUACCGGUACAUCUUGAACGAGCCCUUCAAGUGCAGGGACAACACACCCUUCCUCAUCCUGCUCAUCGCUGCAGAACCCGGACAGAUUGAUGCGCGCAACGCCAUUCGACAGACGUGGGGGAAACGAAGAGCGCAGCGGCGGGUCUAGGGUUCGUUCGGCUUUUUUCUUCUCGGCACAAGACAGAACUCGGACAUCUUCCUUCAAAGCAACAUAGAGGAAGAGAGCCGCGUUUACCACGACAUCAUCCAACAGGACUAUCAGGACACUUACUACAACCUGACCAUCAAAACUCUGAUGGGCAUGGAUUGGGUGGCCAACUUCUGCCCACACGUCUCCUACGUGAUGAAGACAGACAGCGAUAUGUUUGUAAAUACAGAGUAUCUCAUCCAAAAGCUGCUGAAGCCCGAGUUAUCGCCCAAGCAAAGGUACUUCACCGGGGUACCUGAUGAGGGCUACGCACCAAACCGAAACAAGGACAGCAAGUGGUACAUGCCACCGGAGCUUUACCCGAGCGAGCGCUACCCGAUAUUCUGCUCGGGCACGGGGUACGUGUUCUCUGGGGACAUGGCCGAGCUGAUCUACCACGCCUCUCUCAGCAUACGAAGGCUGCACCUGGAGGACGUUUACGUGGGGAUCUGCCUGGCCAAACUGCGCAUCGAUCCGGCGCCGCCCCCCAACGAGUUCUCUUCAACCACUGGCGCGUUCUCUUACUCCAGUUGUAAGUACAGCCACCUGAUCACGUCCCAUCAGUUCAGCCCCAACGAACUCAUCAAGUACUGGAACCACUUGCAGAGCAACAAGCACAACGCCUGCAUCAACAUUAACAAGGAGAAGAACGGCAGGUACAAACACCGCAAGUUUCACGGAGAGAGGCCUCCGUUGAGGACGGGCGCACCGGAACGGGGGCUGGAGACGGGGAAUUAUAUAUAACUCUAGC
Molecule: messenger RNA, 2394 nt
Organism: Cololabis saira (Pacific saury)
Lineage: Eukaryota; Metazoa; Chordata; Actinopteri; Beloniformes; Belonidae
Gene: b3galt2
Product: UDP-Gal:betaGlcNAc beta 1,3-galactosyltransferase, polypeptide 2
Cellular component (GO): membrane
Molecular function (GO): N-acetyl-beta-D-glucosaminide beta-(1,3)-galactosyltransferase activity
Source: RefSeq, a predicted model, not a curated record